Messenger RNA from Mus musculus (house mouse), 5173 nucleotides. RefSeq names its product Kv channel interacting protein 3, calsenilin (gene Kcnip3). Bases 2620 to 3330 code for a protein of 236 amino acids. Gene Ontology annotation, cellular component: plasma membrane; endoplasmic reticulum; voltage-gated potassium channel complex. The record is from RefSeq and is a predicted model, not a curated record. The transcript is spliced from 8 exons. Gene Ontology annotation, molecular function: calcium ion binding; DNA-binding transcription repressor activity, RNA polymerase II-specific; RNA polymerase II cis-regulatory region sequence-specific DNA binding. Gene Ontology annotation, biological process: negative regulation of transcription by RNA polymerase II. NCBI's taxonomy places the organism in Eukaryota, Metazoa, Chordata, Mammalia, Rodentia, Muridae.
CUGUGUAUGGUCGUGACUGAAUCCAUCUUAUAGCUGCUUCCAACCUUUCCCUGUCUUUAGUAGGCAUCUCUACUGUCCCAGUGGUGCCAGGAGUUGGGAGAGGGGGAAAAAACAGGAUGUGGAACAAGCUCUUUGAUUAAUGACAGUGACGAAUGUGACCUCUGAGUGUGGUAUGCAGAGCAACGGGAGUGCUGGAGGGUCUGAAACCAGGGGCUCAUCAAGAGUGGCCCUUGUCUGCCAUUGAAGGCUACAGCUGAGCUUGUCUGCCACCUGCUGGCUAACUGUGCACAUGACAACAUGCGGUCAGGGUAGCCAAGAAGGGGAGGCGCCUGAAUGCUGAGUAACAAUGUAAGUCAAAUAGGAUAAAUGGUACUUUGUUUAUGGGCAGGUGCUGCCAUGGCUAGGAAGAGAGGCCACCUGGCUGCUGGGCUGUCAGGCACCUGCCCAGCCCUGGCACCCUCUCAAAAGCCAUUAGAAAGGAUGCAUGCCCCAGUAGGUCCUUCUCCGACUAUGUCCCCUUCCACCUCCCUGACACCUGACCCCAUGGUUAACCAUAGUCCAUGAUCAAUGGGAAAGGUUUCCUCCGGCCACCGCUCCUCCCGGGCAGCGUAAGAAGCACCCGUAGAGAACAUUCUCCUCUCCGUGCCACAAGGAUGGGGAAGAUGUCCCUUCCCACCGCCCUUGCCACACGGCUUGGUGUCACCUUUCCUGCCACCCUGUCAGUCACAUGUGAUUUCCCUCAGACAGAAAUUCAGUGUGGUCGAAAGGGAGGCAGAAGCAUCAAGGGCUGAGCUGCCUGCCUACCUGUCCACCCCACACCCUGGCUUAGGUCUCACCCACAUCAGCACACCUGAUGAUAGAGACACACACACAACCCUCUAGGCCUGAGGCCAGCAAUAGAUUCCCAGUUCCUGGGGAGGGGUAGCUCAGGGCCCACAGCUACCCAGCACCUACAGACUUCAAUCUAUCUCCACAAAUAGCUCAGUAGCCUGCAACUAGCUGUGUGCAGAGGGAAAGAGACUAUUGCCAAAAAAGCAUGUUUUCUGGAAACUCUUGUCGGGACCUGCAUGGACCCAGAAGGUGUCACAACUUGCCUUAGACACAUUUGCUACGGUUGCUGCAAACACUGGGUUAAUAGACACAAGGCCUGAGCUGCCUGCUGGCCCUGCUGCACAGCCUUUGUGUGUGCUCAGUAAAUAGCUCAGAGCAGCAGACGUGGCCAGGUACACAGCAAGUGUCACCAAAUCCUGCAGUUUCUUCACCUGGCAGAGUGUGCAACCCACACGAGUUCACUUCUGCUUUAGAGGAGGCGGUUUGACUUGCCUACCUCUGUAUGGAACAGAAGCCCUGAGCAACAGUGGCUGCAUUUGAGUUAGGAAGUGAUUGCAAAAUAUCUCAAACUCUGCUCUUUGGCCUGUUCCUUCUCAGUUGCAAAGUGGUUACUUCCGCUCUAGCCGUUCUGGGAUCGUCCUAGGCAAAAGAAAGGGAAAGACACCUGGGAGGAGAAAGUUCGGCCAAUGGUGUCAGUAGAGCAAGGUGAGCACAGAAAGUUCUAGAAGGCUGUUUACAUUUCACUAGCCAGAACUAAGCCAAGUUGACUGCAAGGAACACGGGAGAAUGGCACUGUUUUUCUGUUUUGCUUCGUAUGUUCCAGGUUGGCCUCAAACUUGCAAUGCCGCUGGGGCUGACCUUGAACUUCUGAUCCUUUUGUCUCCAAUCCCUGCAUAGCGGGAUUAAGGUGUUGGCCACAAGUUUUUGCUGAGGGUUGAACCAAGGGCUUCUUGCAUGUCAGGUGAGCAUUCUACUAAGUCAGCUGCACCCCUAGCCCUAGAAUAGCGGCUUCUUACUGAACAUAUCCCUCCCUCUGACAAACCCUGAUGUCUACAAGUAAACGCAGAGAGGGGACUGGGUGCCUCGUUGGUGACCAGAGGACCUCAGCAAGCUGUCUGGCAUUUACCAAGUGUGCAGUAAAGGGAGUGGGGAGUCUGGUUCCUGCUCCAGCAUGCUCUUGGCUGUUCCCUCUCCUCAUGAGAGAGACCACUUCCUCUCUCUGUUUGCUACUUCUCAGACACGCAGGGAGGAUGGGGCUCUAGGUAAUAAGUAGAAGCCAGGAGUCAAGAGGAGGCCAAAGGCUGGGGCAGGGUGGGAACAGGCUGUGGAAAGUCCCUGGGCCUGUGAGGUUCACACCCUGAGCGGCAAGUCGCACUGGGUGCCACCUCCUCCCGAGGUGCCAGAGCAAUGCUCACCCCCAUCUGGGCUUUUUACAGCUGCUGACACUUAUUUGGGGGAACAGUGAGCUCCUGGGUCCUGGAGGUUGAGGAGAUAAAUGCAGGUACCAGGCAGGCUCAGGGAGACAAAGCAGAUCCUGGACUGAGGGGCUGUUCAGUCUCUGGCACUUUCCUAAGAGCAGGAGAGAGUGAAACAGGCCAAGAGAUAGACUAAGAGAGACACCGAGAGAGAGAGAGAGAGAGAGAGAGAGAGAGAGAGAGAGAGAGAGAGAGAGAGAUUUGAAAGAGAAACAAGCUAGAAGCAGGUGUGGAGAGGGCAAGCCCUCCCUGAAGAAGGGUGCUGAGCCUAGGUUUGGAAAGGCCACCAGAGAACCAGGACCCGGGCAGCACCAUGUCUGAGUGUGGCAAGGGCUGCUACCCAAGACUGCAGGAGUGUCAGCAUGGCUGUAAGAAGCACCUGGGAGACAUCAUCAGCUUCUUCUUCCGCUUCAUCUCAGGGAACCUGGCUCGAGACAGCAGUGACAGUGAACUGGAGUUAUCCACGGUGCGCCAUCAGCCAGAGGGCUUGGACCAGCUACAAGCUCAGACCAAGUUCACCAAGAAGGAGCUGCAGUCCCUUUACCGAGGCUUCAAGAAUGAGUGUCCCACAGGCCUGGUGGAUGAAGACACCUUCAAACUCAUUUAUUCCCAGUUCUUCCCUCAGGGAGAUGCCACCACCUAUGCACACUUCCUCUUCAAUGCCUUCGAUGCUGAUGGGAACGGGGCCAUCCACUUUGAGGACUUUGUGGUUGGGCUCUCCAUCCUGCUUCGAGGGACGGUCCAUGAGAAGCUCAAGUGGGCCUUCAAUCUCUAUGACAUUAACAAGGAUGGUUGCAUCACCAAGGAGGAGAUGCUGGCCAUCAUGAAGUCCAUCUACGACAUGAUGGGCCGCCACACCUACCCCAUCCUGCGGGAGGAUGCACCCCUGGAGCAUGUGGAGAGGUUCUUUCAGAAAAUGGACAGGAACCAGGAUGGAGUGGUGACCAUUGAUGAAUUUCUGGAGACUUGUCAGAAGGAUGAGAACAUCAUGAACUCCAUGCAGCUGUUUGAGAACGUCAUCUAGGACAUGUGGGAGGGGACCCCGGUGGUCAUUGCUUCUCAACCCAGAGAAGCCUCAAUCCUGACAGGAGAAGCCUCUAUGAGAAACAUUUUUCUAAUAUAUUUGCAAAAAGUGAGCAGUUUACUUCCAAGACACAGCCACCAUCACACACAGACACAGACACAGACAUACAGACACACACACACACACACACACACACACACACACACACACACACAUGGUUCCUCUGGCUUGGCCAAGGAAGUGGCAGCCAGAAGGCACCCCCGCCUAUUCCUAGGUCAAUAAAAAAGGCUGCCUCUGGGAUGGCCAGCCCUGGCUAGAUGUUACCCACAAGGAACUCAGAGAUCGAGAGGACCAGGUCUACAAAGCUAAGGUCCCUGUGUCUUUUCUACCACUCGGGAGAUCAAACUACUCCCUGCCUAUGGACCCAUGCUCUUAGGAAGCUCCCAGAAACUCCAAGGGGACAAAGAGGGGAGAGGUCUAUAGGAAGAAAUGGUUUUGGAAGCUGGGCUUGCAGCCUUAUGCUAAUGAUCACCUGGGGUCCUGGAACCUGAGUGCCAGGCUACCUACUAUGCCGUGAGCUUAGAUAGUGAGGGGCCAUUGGACUAAGACCUCCUGUAAGAGUGGGGCAGGAUUGAGGUUUUUGGAGAAACUGAGGAAACAAUUUGUCCAUACCACUGGGUGAAGACUGCUGGCCAGUGGGAAUGUGGCUGGUGGAGAUUUCCCAACUUCCAGCACCAGGAUGGCCUCUCCAAGGUCCUCUUUGAUUCCCUGGGGAGAUCACCUGGCUCAUAGACUGACAACCAGGGAACUGGGCUGAAAUGGGAGGUCUGGUAGGGGGCAUCCCCCUCCUUUUCCCUGGCCACUUGCCACCCAGUUCCUUAACACAGUGGAUCGGCCACACCUCUGUGGCUGCCCUUGAACAGACUCAUCCCGACCAAGACAAAAAAGCACAAACUCCUAGCAGCUCAGGCCAAGCCCACAAGGGAAGGCCUGGGUCCCUGCAGCCCUGAUUCAGUGGCCGAGGAAGACGCUCAGACAUCCAUCCUGUACCUCGGAGCCUUGGGGGUCUCACAGCCCUUUCCCAGCCCAGCUCGCCAACAUUCUAAAGCACAAACCUGCGGAUUCUGCUUGCUUGGGCUGCGCCCUGGGGAUUGAAGGCCACUGUUAACCCUAAGCUGGAGCUAGCCCUGAGGGCUGGGGACCUGUGACCAGGCAACAGGUCAGCAGACCCUCAGGAGGAGAGAGAGCUGUUCCUGCCUCCCCAGGCCUCGCCCAGAAGGAACAGUGUCCCAAGAAGCAUGUUUCCUGGAGGAACAUCCCCACAAAAGUACAUUCCAUCAUCUGAAGCCCGGUCUCUGCUCAGGCCUGCCUCUGAAAGUCCACGUGUGUUCCCCAGAAGGCCAGCCCCAAGAUAAGGGAGGUCCUUAGAGGAAGGACAGGGUGACAACACCCCUAUACACAGGUGGACCCCCCCCCCCUCUGAGGGCUGUACUGACCCCAUCUCCAUCCUGACCGGGGCCUUCCUUUACCCGAUCUACAGACCACCAGUUCUCCCUGGCUCAGGGACCCCCUGUCCCCCAGUCUGACUCUUCCCAUCGAGGUCCCUGUCUUGUGAAAAGCCAAGGCCACGGGAAAAGGCCACCACUCUAACCUGCUGCAUCCCUUAGCCUCUGGCUGCACGCCCAACCUGGAGGGGUCUGUCCCCUUUGCAGGGACACAGACUGGCCGCAUGUCCGCAUGGCAGAAGCGUCUCCCUUGGGUGCAGCCUGGAAGGGUGGUUCCUGUCUCAGCGCCCACCAAUAUUCAGUCCUAUAUAUUUUAAUAAAAGAAACUUGACAAAGGA